Bombina bombina (fire-bellied toad) is the source of this 4500-nucleotide messenger RNA. Its product is annotated as ovostatin-like. The coding region runs from base 4 to 4350 and encodes 1448 amino acids. Gene Ontology annotation, molecular function: endopeptidase inhibitor activity. The transcript has 35 exons. Gene Ontology annotation, cellular component: extracellular region. The record is from RefSeq and is a predicted model, not a curated record. Lineage: Eukaryota; Metazoa; Chordata; Amphibia; Anura; Bombinatoridae.
GCCAUGAUAAAGAGUGGGCAGACAGAGAAGGUCUGUGUUAACCUAGUUGGACAAGAGGAAGCCCUUUUCCUUAAUGUUGUGCUACAACACAAUGGGGUGAACACCACCAUAUUUGAUGAGAACGUACCAGUAAAUCAGUACUACAAGUGUAAUGAUUUCACGGUACCAUCUGUGGAACAGUCUGUACCUGUAUUUGUGCUCUUGUCUGCAAAAGGAAACAACAGCAAUAUCCUGGAGCGUAAAUCAGUGGUGAUAGAUUCUUUGGAGAAUAUCUACAAGAUACAGAUGGACAAACCCAUUUAUAGACCUGGACAUAAAGUGCGAUUUCGUUUAAUAUCACUGAAUUCACAGCUUCAACCAAUAAAAACAAUGUACCCUGUGACCUAUCUGAAGGACCCCUCAGGAAGCCGUGUUGCACAAUGGCUAAACCAGGAGUCAGAUCGUGGGAUUUUGUCUUUUGAAUUCCAGCUGAUUCGUGAUGCUCUUCCGGGUUCCUACUCUAUCACAGCGGAGAAACAGUCUGGGAAUCCGUUAUACCAGUAUUUUACAGUGGAGGAAUACGUGCUGCCCAGAUACAGCAUUAAUGUGGCUUCUCCCAGGACCUUAAGUGUAUUGGCAGAAACUCUAAUAUUCAAUGUUACAGCUACAUAUACAUAUGGUCAACCAGUCCCAGGCUUGGUCACAGGCAGUUGGUGUCGGAAGCCAAGUUACUAUUAUGGCAGAAGGAGAAACUGUAACAAAAACAAAGAUGGCAUCUGCGAUGAUAUCAAAGGAAAACUCGGCCCUGACGGGACAUACAAUGGAAUCCUUGAUCUUGCCUCAUUUCAUAUGCAACUAUCAGGUUUUGAGAUGAGCCUCACAUUAGACAUCACCGUGACAGAGGAAGGCACAGGGGUCCAAGUCACAGAAAGUCGCUAUGUGCAAAUCACCAGCCAACUUGCCAAAAUCCGUUUUGAGUCCAUGAACCCAAACUACAAGAGAGGGAUCCCUUAUGUUGUUAUGAUAAAGCUGAUGGAUGAAAGUGACCGACCCAUGCCUAAUAAAGAGAUUGAGCUGGAGAUUGAAGGGGAGACAAAUCAGAAAGUAACCACAGAUGAAGCUGGAAAAGCAGAAUAUGCCAUUGAUACGUCCAGCUUUGUAAGGACAAAUUUUACACUGAAGGCCAGUUACCAGGAUCCUGACCAAUGUUAUUACACAUCGUGGAGGGAAUACCCUGACUACCCUACAGCUGAAUAUACAAUCCAGAGAUUUUAUUCCCAGAGUGGAAGCUUUGUGCAGGUGCUGCCCCCUAAGGGGGAGAUGAGGUGUGGACAAAAUUACAACAUUGAUGUGCAGUACAUAUUGACCAUGGCAGGAGUCGGCAAAGGUGCCGAAAAAGCCACCUUCUACUUCUUGGUGAUGUCACGGGCAGAGAUUGUACACUAUGGGCAGCAGGAAGUUGACUUUAAAGAGUCAGUGAGCAGCUCAUUUUCAUUUGAUCUCCCCAUUACCGCUAGCUUUGCCCCCAGUGCUGAUUUUGUUGUAUACAGCAUCCUGCAGAAAGAGAUCAUUGUGGACACUGUACGCCUAAGCAUAGAGAAAUGCUUCAAAAAUGAGGUAUCUCUGAGCUUCUCUGAAGAACAAGGAGCUCCGGCCUCCAGCGUUGACCUGCUGUUCACAGGAGCUGCUGACUCCCUCUGUGCCUUUAGAGUUAUUGACUAUAGCCUCAUGCUGCUCAAUCCGUAUGAGUCCUUCUCAGCUGAAAGUGUGUACAAUUCCAUGAGAUAUCGCUCUCUCUAUGGAUACUAUGUAAACAGAUUUAAUGUGGAGGACACAGAGCCCCCCUGUGAUGAUCCUGAUAAACAAAUAUUUUACAAUGGAAAUUAUUAUGUGCCAGUGAGCAGUGAACGUGAAGGAGACUCCUACCAAAAAGUCAAGAAACUCGGGCUGGUGUUUGGGACACAGGCCAGGCUAAGAAAACCCAUGGUUUGUAAAAAAGAAACACAGCAACAUGUUUAUCCAUUGAUCAUGGAGUCCAGUUCUCUAAGGGGUUUCUCUCCAGCAGCUAAACCUAUGAUGAAGAACGCAGGAUUGUUAGCAGAUGUGAGCGACAUGGAGGCUCCAAUGUCAGCAGCAACAGAACAAACAGGCUCCAUAGAAACAGUUCGGAAAAACUUUGCAGACAACUGGGUGUGGGAAAUUGCUUCAGUUGGGUCAGACGGCCGGGGUACAAUCCCGUUGGUGGUCCCAGAUACCAUAACGCAAUGGAAAGGUUCCAUGUUUUGUGUGUCAGAGAAGGAAGGGUUUGGGAUGACGAGAAGCCCAGCCAACUUCACCUCUUUCCAGCCAUUCUUUGCAGAGAUGUCACUUCCUUACUCUAUUGUCAGAGGCGAGACGCUGGUUCUGAAGGCAUUUGUACCAAACUAUUUAGAGUAUUGCAUCAAGAUUGAGGUGACACUAAAAAGGAGUCCUGGUUUUGCAGCUAAACUUCAGGAGGGGAAGCAGGACGUCUGCAUUUGUUCUGGAGAAAGAGCUUCCUACACAUGGAACGUUGUUUUUAAAAAAUUAGGAGAGAUCAGUUUAACUCUGAGUGCUGAGACUACUCACAUAGGAGAAACAUGUGACGGCCCCAGUGACCCUUCCCAACCAUCCCGCAAGGACACCAUGAUACAGACCCUCCUUGUAGAGGCUGAGGGUAUACGGAAAGAAGAAACUAAAAGCAAUCUCAUCUGCAUAAAAGACAAAAACUAUGAGACACCAAUCAGCUUAACUACAUCCAACAAUGUGGUCCCAGAUUCAGAAGAGGCAUUUGUCACCUGUCUAGGUGACCCCCUGGGUCUUCCACUGCAGAAUCUCCAGAAUCUCAUCCAGCUGCCGUAUGGUUGUGGUGAGCAUAAUCUUGCCCGUAUGGCUCCCAUAAUACACGUGCUGGAAUAUCUCAAUGCCACAGGACAGCUGACCCCUGAAAUACUAGAGAAAGGAAAGCGAUUCCUGACAGAGGGAUAUUUCCGUCAGCUCAGAUACCGCAUGUAUGGUGGGCCCUACGGUACAUUUGGGAGAACAGAGACCAGUGGGAAUUCUUGGCUAACAGCCUACACAUUCAAGACAUUUGAAAAAGCCAAGAAAUUCAUUUAUAUUGAUAGUGACAUCCAAAAGCAAACUCUAAUCUGGCUGCAAAGAUCCCAGAAACUCGAGAGCGGCUGCUUCAAAUCAUCAGGGAACUUGUUUAUGAUGCAGGGGGAUGUUGAUGAUUCUGUCAGCUUCACGGCUUACCUCAGCAUUGCUCUGCUGGAGUCAAAUUACAGUCUGUCGAUGGGUCUCCUGGAGGGUACAAUGACCUGUUUGGUAGCUGCCUCUAAGGUAAAGCAGAGCAUGUAUAACCAAGCCCUGAUGGUCUACGCAUUCACGCUGGCCAGGAACUGGGAGAGGAGAGAUUAUCUUCUUAAGCAACUGAAGCAAGUGGCCAUUAUUAAAGGUGGUACAAUGCAUUGGGAACGAGAAAGAAAGAAUGAAAAAAUAAACAUCCCAUUCCUGCCUCAUCCUAAUUCUCCUGCUGAUGUGGAAAUUACAUCCUACAUCUUGCUUAGCAUUGCCAAGGGCCCCAAUAUCACAAAAGAUGACUCAAACACCAUGGCCCAAAUAGCAGUAUGGGUUAUCCAGCAGCAGAAUUCAAAUGGGGGAUUCCGCUCCACACAGGAUACAGUUGUGGCCUUGCAAGCACUUUCUGCCUCAGCCCAGGUUAUAUACACACCAAAUGCUCACCACAAUGUGAUUGUGACAAGAAGGAAUAGGGCAGUGAAAAAAGGAAAUACGAAGGUUGCACAGUGUAGUAUGAAUCAAGAAAACAGGUUGUUGGUUCAGAGACAAUCACUAACAAAAGUGCCAGGAGAUUAUACAUUUUUUGUCAGUGGAACAGGAUGCUGCCUUAUCCAGACCACAGUGAAAUACAAUGUCCCGGUGUCACAGGAAAAGUCGGCCUUCUCACUGUCAGUUACCUCAUCCUCUGAGAGUUGUGUAAACGGUGUGGCGUAUACCUUUACUAUUGGUAUCAAUAUCAGCUAUAGAGGCAGCCGUCAGAAGCCCAACAUGGUUAUAAUUGAUAUAAAAAUGCUAUCGGGGUACACAGCAGAUUACUGGUCCCUCAGAGAGAUGACGAAGUCUAAAUUAGUUUCCAAAAGUGAAGAACAAAAUGGUCAUGUGUUUCUGUAUCUGAACUCUCUAUCCAGAGAAUCAGUCAACCUCUCCCUGAAGGUGCAGAUGGGGACUCGAGUGCUGAACGUGAAGGAAGCAUCUGUUUCUGCUUACGAUUAUUAUGAACUAGAUGAAAACGCUUUAGCCCGGUACAGACACCCCUGCGCUGCGCAGAACUGAAGUAAGGACGGGUCAUGGCACCUUGCGUCAUCUGGUAAUAUCCCAUCCUCUGCUUAUCGGACAACUGAAUAAACAAUUAACUACUGGACAUCUGUCUGCGAGGCUAUAAAGAUGGAGAUCCCAACAAGGAAUAUCAAGGGAGCUAAAAAA